GCCAGUCGUUCGCCAGCAGCAGUCCAGCGAGCAAGUCUCUCUCCUACGCUCUCUGGACAUUUUCACUUUUAGAUUUCCGCACCUAUACCUGACGGGCGACUAUAUCCUUCCGGCUACCGGAAAAAAAAGCUAUAGCCAACCCACCGACUACACUACACUCCGGCGAGCAGUACUUACCCAAAGUGCGCCAGUUUAGUUCCAUGCAGAUGUGGAGAAACAAGCGAGCGCUCAGCGAGAGUGAUUGUGAACAGGAUCUCUACCUUGACGAACAUUCCAACAAAGAUUGCUCUUCGCCCGGCGAAGGAUUGAACGAAUCUUGCGGGACUUCCAGCACCGGAGGCAACAUGACACGCAAGCGAAGGCGCGGAAUCAUCGAGAAGAGGAGAAGAGACCGGAUCAAUCACAGUUUAUCCGAAUUGAGACGGUUAGUUCCAUCGGCUUUCGAGAAACAAGGCUCGGCUAAAUUAGAGAAAGCCGAGAUCCUUCAGCUCACCGUUGAUCACCUGAAAAUGCUUCACGCCAAAGGUUUGGAUGCAUUGGCGUACGAUCCGCACAAAUUCGCCAUGGACUACCACAACAUUGGAUUUCGCGAGUGUACGGCGGAAGUGGCCCGCUACCUGGUCUCGGUGGAAGGGAUGGAUGUCCAGGAUCCGCUCCGCUUGCGGCUCAUGUCUCACCUGCAGUGCUUUGCCGCCCAACGUGAACUCAGCAAUAAACCGGUGACGGCCGCACCUGGUGGCGGUGGGUCUGUUGGGUCAUCCGGCGUCGUGACUUCGCCCGUUUCGAGCGCUGCCGCUCCUUCAUCCGCCAUCAUCAACACGCCGGCCCCCAGCAACGCCUGGCCUUUCCCGCCGACUCCCGGCAGCUACGGUGGCGGACAUAAUGUCAACAGUGCUGUCCAGCAUCACAAUUUCAACAAUCAUCCGGCCACAUCCAGUUCGGGUGGCCAACAGAGCGGAACUCCCGGCCCGAGCAGCGUCUUCGAUCAAUCGGCCCAUCACUACGGAAUGGAUAUGGGCAAUUCGUUCGGCCAUCCAGCGGCGGCCAAUGCGGCCCGUCUCCAUCAUCACACGGCCAUGCCGCACCACCACCACCAUCAAACCGGAACAACGAUGACGACGCUCCAACCUGUCCAGCCGGGACAUCCUCACCAUCCGGCCACUGCUUCCUAUCCGCAUGUCAAUCACCAUCCGUUCCCCACAUUGGCUGCCCAGAAUGGCGGCUACACCACUUCCGGCAACCAAGUCCGACCUUACCGGCCAUGGGGUGCCGAACUGGUUUAUUGAAAAACAAAA
Daphnia pulex (common water flea) is the source of this 1295-nucleotide messenger RNA. It is a transcript of the gene Hey, whose product is annotated as hairy/enhancer-of-split related with YRPW motif protein-like. Gene Ontology annotation, biological process: anterior/posterior pattern specification; regulation of transcription by RNA polymerase II; regulation of neurogenesis. Lineage: Eukaryota; Metazoa; Arthropoda; Branchiopoda; Diplostraca; Daphniidae. Gene Ontology annotation, molecular function: DNA-binding transcription factor activity, RNA polymerase II-specific; RNA polymerase II cis-regulatory region sequence-specific DNA binding; protein dimerization activity. Gene Ontology annotation, cellular component: nucleus. The record is from RefSeq and is a predicted model, not a curated record. The coding region runs from base 201 to 1286 and encodes 361 amino acids. The transcript has 3 exons.